Camellia sinensis is the source of this 653-nucleotide messenger RNA. RefSeq names its product phylloplanin. The record is from RefSeq and is a predicted model, not a curated record. Lineage: Eukaryota; Viridiplantae; Streptophyta; Magnoliopsida; Ericales; Theaceae.
UCCAAUACUAAUAUUUUUGCAAUCUCUCUCAUCACUAACAACAACUAUAGAUAUGGCUCUCAAAUCCCUUCUCUUAGUUUUCUUGUUGAUUGCUGCCUUGACAGCUGUCCCAAUGGCUGAAGCCCAACUGGGACUGAUAAGUGGUCUCUUGGGUUUGAUUAGAAUCCAAGGCACUGUCUUCUGCACUGCUAAUGGCAACAUGGGUGUCAAUGGCACUUCAGCCCCUGUCUUCCCAAAUGCAAAGGUACAAUUGCAGUGUGGAGCUGGAAACACAGUCUCAAGUGCAACAACCAACAAUUCUGGAAUUUUUUCAAUGGUGUUGGACCCUCUUCAGUUUGUUCUUUCUUCACUUCUGAGCAACUGUAACUUGCUAGUCAGCAUCCCACUCAGCAACUGCAACCUCAACCUCCCCUCUGUUGGCGGGCUUCUGUUGCCACUGCAGUUCAUUGGAAACACCCUUCAAGGCCUCCUCAACAUCUCCAACAUUAUUCCCUCUGGAUUUCAAUUCCUUCCUAACCUAAACUAGUACUCAAACUCUAUGAGUAACAUAUAUAUAAUGUUUACUGAAUAAGUUUAAGAACAUAGAAAUCAGUCAUAAAACAUAGAAGGACGAAAACUUUCAGAAGUGGAUCCCCUAACAAAUUCUGUAAAAU